Molecule: messenger RNA, 957 nt
Organism: Babesia microti strain RI
Lineage: Eukaryota; Apicomplexa; Aconoidasida; Piroplasmida; Babesiidae
Product: peptide chain release factor RF-1
Exons: 8
Coding region: 1-957 (318 amino acids)
Biological process (GO): translational termination; thylakoid membrane organization; plastid translation
Cellular component (GO): chloroplast
Molecular function (GO): translation release factor activity
Source: RefSeq, a predicted model, not a curated record
AUGGACACUCUAACACUGUAUACCUUACUGUUUAUAUGUAUCACACAAACAUAUACAUCAGCAAUUGUACAGUAUAGUAGUCAUAUCGUAAAAUUUCCAUUAAAUUACAUCAACCUAGCCACUAAUCAUUUGGAUUCUUCUGUAAUCUUUCCUACCAAAACAUAUUCUAGCCAGACUAAUGAUAUAACAAUGGAAAUAAGAUUCGGUGUAGGAGGAAAUGAAGCAAAGUUAUGGUCAAAAGAUUUAUGUGAUGUAUAUAGCAAAUAUUUGAAGACCAAAAAUUUACAUACGCAAUUGACAGAGUUUGGACACAAAUACUUGCUUAACAUAUCAACAAAAUCUGGAAUGAAAUCCAAUUUUGAUAUGAUUGCACUAUUUAACAGUUUGAGUUGGGAAGCAGGUGUACAUCAGGUUAAACGGGUUCCACUAACUGAGAAAAGGGGACGUCUUCACUCUUCAACGGCAUCAAUCGCAGUAUUACCUUCAAAUAUAAGUUUGGGCGGUAGAGAUACGAAUUAUGAAACAAUUAUUAAUGACAUAAACAUCAACCCAAAGGACAUACAAUGGAACACUUGCCGAUCAUCAGGUCCGGGAGGUCAAAAUGUAAACAAAGUUGAAACUUCCGUUGAGCUUGUACACUUACCCAGUGGUAUAAAAGUAGAAUGUUCCGAAACAAGAUCACAGGGAGAUAAUAAGAAACGGGCAAUUGAAAAGUUGAGAGAGAAGUUGGCCAGGAUUAAACUAGAAGAAUCAUUGGAUACAGCUAAAAGUAUUAGGAAUUCACAAAUUCAAAGGUCACUAAGGUGUGAAAAGAUAAGAACAUAUUACUUCAACACUAAUAGAAUUAUUGACAAUCGUUGUAAUUGCCAUUUCAACUUAAAUUCAUUCAAAAUGGCAAGGAUAGAUGAUCUUAGAUGUGAACAUGCUGAAUCACAUCUAAAUUUAAUGGAUAUGUAA